AGAGAGAGAGGUGUGUGUUCCGUGUGUGUCUAGUGUAUGUGUGUGUAUGUGAGCGAGCACGAGAGAGAGAGAGAGAGAGAGGUGUGUGUUCCGUGUGUGUGUUUUUUAACGCAUAAAGAACGCAAAGCUGGCGGACUUCGACAUGGCAUCGGGCGAAACGCUCUACAUUGAGACGGACGGCACGGAGAUGCCCGGGGAGAUCGUGGAGCUGCACGAGAUCGAGGUGGAAACGAUCGAGACGACGGUGAUCGGCGGAGAUGAAGACGACGAGCAGCAGCCCAUGAUCGCGCUGCAGCCGCUGGUUACCGACGACCCGUCGCAGGUCCACCACCAGGAGGUGAUUCUGGUUCAGACCCGCGAGGAGGUGGUCGGCGGGGACGAUUCGGAUCUGCGGGCGGACGAUGACUUCGAGGACCAGAUCCUCAUCCCGGUGCCCGCGCCCGGCGCCGAGGAAGAAUACAUCGGGCAGACUCUGGUGACAGUCGCGGGGAAGAGCUCUGUGGGGCGGAUGGGGAGGAAAUCGGGCGCGGGCGGCAAGAAGUCGGGCAAGAAGAGCUACCUGAGAGCGGCGGAUGCCACCGGGAGGAAAUGGGAGCAGAAGCAGGUGCAGAUCAAGACGCUGGAGGGGGAGUUCUCCGUGACGAUGUGGGCAUCGGAUGACAAGAAGGACAUUGAUCAUGAGACUGUGGUGGAAGAACAGAUCAUCGAUGAUAACUCUCCUCCUGAUUAUUCUGAAUACAUGACAGGAAAGAAACUCCCUCCUGGAGGAAUUCCAGGAAUCGACCUGUCAGAUCCCAAACAGCUGGCAGAGUUCGCCAGUCCCUUCAGUAACAGUGACGGCCACUUCGGUCGCAGUUCUGCUCGAAUGAAGCCGAGGAAAAUCAAGGAGGAUGAUGCGCCUAGAACGAUAGCGUGUCCGCACAAAGGCUGCAGUAAAAUGUUCAGGGAUAAUUCAGCCAUGAGGAAGCACCUUCACACUCACGGCCCUCGAGUUCACGUGUGUGCCGAAUGUGGGAAAGCGUUUGUGGAGAGCUCCAAAUUAAAACGCCAUCAGCUCGUUCACACAGGAGAGAAACCUUUUCAGUGUACGUUUGAGGGCUGUGGGAAACGCUUCUCGCUGGACUUUAAUCUCCGGACGCACGUCCGAAUUCACACCGGCGACCGGCCCUACGUUUGCCCGUUUGACGGCUGCAAUAAAAAGUUUGCUCAGUCCACCAACCUCAAAUCGCACAUUCUAACACACGCGAAAGCCAAAAACAACCCAUGAACACUUGCGUUCUCUCGUGUCCUAAAGCCCUGACGCUCCGCAUCUUCACACUGGAGAUAUAUGAACCAAUGCUCCGCUAGUUCUCUCACAAGGAAUUAAAUCAGUGAUCUUGAAGGAAUUUCCAUGAAUUGUGGUGACUGUAAAAGAUAAAAAAGCGAAACCGUAACCUGGUUCUCAUGGUCGAGGAACCAAACUGACCUUCCAGAACCUCACACGUUCAGCAAGACGGCAUGUUGCAGAUGGUGAAUGUGGCAUAAACCCUUCGACAGACGAUGCUUUUUACCACAAUGACAGACGAGAGUGUUUGGACUUGGCUUUAUUUCUUCAGCUUUUACUUCAGUCUCUCUGGUCUACAUAGAUAUAUAGCUUUUAAUUUUGUAUUUCUCCAAGUGUGCAUAUUGUACACUUAUUUUUGGGAUAUGCUUCAUAAUGCUGCUUUGUGAUCAUUAAUUAUCCCUGAGAAUUUAAGACUUGUGAAGUGUUCUUCACAGACGGGGUGAUGAUAUCAGUUACUGUAAAAUGAUGUUUAAAGUAUUUUUAUGUACGUUUGUUUUUUGUUUUUGUAUGGUUGUAAUCUCACUAUGAAAUAAUGUGAUGUAAGUGUAUUGAACGGCUGUUGAGAUCAUGUAGAAUUGCGCUGCGGUGUGAGUUUGACGUGUUUUCUUGCGUUAGUCUUCGGUUGCUCUUCUGUUGAUGUCCUGGAUCGAUUGUACCACAGGAAGGACACGAGUUCACUCUUGAAGCACCACCGUCUCACCGUGGUAAUUGCAGUGUUAGCCGUCUCUUUUACUUUGUUAGAAUGUAUUAUAAAGGUCUAAACCAUGAACGAACCUUUGUUUAUAUUGACACCUCACCUGUACUGCAGCAAGCCACAAUUAAAAGAGCUAAAAUAGUUUUUUGUCACAUUAAUUGCCUCCUUUGGUGUUUAGCAUAUAUGCAUUAGAUCAGGGGUUAUUAACCUGGUUUAUAGUGAUAUCAUGUAGAUGAAGAGGCAAUCAUUAUAGAGCAAAAUCUGUCAAUUUAUGCAAAUACUUUUGAGACCGCAAGAUGAUUUUUCAGUAACAAUUUAAGAUAAUACUUAAAUCACAAAUCUCCAUUGUGAUUGGAUCAGUCAAUGCGAGCUCACUUUGAACAUUUGUGAUAAAUCUGUUCACCCCACUUAAAAACAAUGUGUUUAAUAGGGGCACAAAUACUGUACAGAAAUCACAGAUGGCACUACUGUGAAUAAGGUCUAUACAUUAAAAUAAAUAGCUGCCCUUUUAUGUUUUUGGAUGGGGGUCUCUCGCAAAUCAACUAUUUGGGGGUCCAAAAAGUUUGAAAACCCCUGCUUUAGAUAAU
Myxocyprinus asiaticus (Chinese sucker) is the source of this 2605-nucleotide messenger RNA. RefSeq names its product transcriptional repressor protein YY1-like. Gene Ontology annotation, molecular function: RNA polymerase II cis-regulatory region sequence-specific DNA binding; DNA-binding transcription factor activity, RNA polymerase II-specific. The coding region runs from base 143 to 1267 and encodes 374 amino acids. The transcript is spliced from 6 exons. The record is from RefSeq and is a predicted model, not a curated record. Gene Ontology annotation, biological process: regulation of transcription by RNA polymerase II. NCBI's taxonomy places the organism in Eukaryota, Metazoa, Chordata, Actinopteri, Cypriniformes, Catostomidae. Gene Ontology annotation, cellular component: transcription regulator complex; PcG protein complex.